Messenger RNA from Bolinopsis microptera, 1619 nucleotides. Its product is annotated as RNA polymerase II-associated factor 1 homolog. Lineage: Eukaryota; Metazoa; Ctenophora; Tentaculata; Lobata; Bolinopsidae. The transcript has 7 exons. Bases 7 to 1338 code for a protein of 443 amino acids. Gene Ontology annotation, cellular component: Cdc73/Paf1 complex. Gene Ontology annotation, biological process: transcription elongation by RNA polymerase II. Gene Ontology annotation, molecular function: RNA polymerase II complex binding; chromatin binding. The record is from RefSeq and is a predicted model, not a curated record.
CAGCACAUGGUUGUACCAAGGUCGUCUGGCAGUUCUAACAAAGAGAGGCAGAAGGACUUGCUAUGUCGUGUGAAGUACUGCAACAAGCUCCCAGAUAUUCCCUUUGACCCAAAGUUUCUAACAUAUCCUUUUGAUCCUCACCGUUUUGUAAAGUACAAGCACACAUCAUUAGAAGGAAACUACAAGCAUGAGCUCCACACUGAGGCUGAUCUUGGUUUGGAUAUAGAUCUUAUUUCAAUGGACUGUGAUAACGAUGCUGAGGUGUCUAAUUUCAAUGAAGUUGAUGAAAAACUGUUAGAGGAUGAAGUUGUUCCAGCCACAGAUCAAGUAAAAACCCAACGAAAAGGUCACAGAGUUUCUUGGCUUCGUCGCACUGAGUACAUUUCAUCAGAUUACAGACAAUUUCAAAAUCUCGGUCUUGGCACAGAGAACAAAGUUGGUCUUGGUGCCAAGAAAAGGCUGCUAAACAAAGAUAUUUACAAGGACAGAGAUUCUCAGAUUGAUGCCAUUGAAAACACAUUUGAAGCUGCUACCCACACAGUACCUAAUAGAAAGAAUGGUGUUUAUCCUGUUGAAAGUUGUCCCAUAUAUCCUGACUUUGAAUAUUGGAAGUAUCCUUUCUCACAAGUUGCAUUUGAUACAAAACCAACACCCAUUGGUUUUGAUGCAUGCGACCUUGUAAAUCUUGACAGCAAGAUGGACAAUGCUAUGAUAAGAGGUAUGGUAGAUGACGAAGGUAACCAGUUUGUCGUGUAUUUCCUUCCAACCAAUGAGACCAUGACAAAGCUAGACGGUGGAAACAAGGAUGAGAUUGAGAGUUUGGAAUACAAACUAGCUAGAGAGUACAACUGGACCGUCAACAAAGAUGAAGCCAGUAAAGGAUACGAAGAGAAGUUCUUCAUAGUGUGGCGUGAUGGUAACGUGUACUACAACGAGUUAGGUACACGAGUAAAGUUGGCUAAACGUAGAUACAAGGGAAAGAAAAGGAACAAGAUUAAGCUGGUCGUCAAACCUCGAGAACUGUUGGAUCCUGAGCUUCAACAAAUGGAAGUCAGAAUGAAAGCUCUGGAGAAAGCAGAGAUAGACGAAGAAGCAGAAGAAGAAGUAGAGGAGCAAGUAGCACCACCCGACAAAAAGGAAGAUGGGGAGAGUGACAACGAGUUUGGUAGUCCCAAGUUGUCCCCUGAUAACGAUAACAAUAACACUGAAACAGAAGAGAAAAGGAGUCCAGAAAAAGACAAGACACCCACCCCAUCAUCAGAAGAGGAAGAAGAAGAGGCGGAGGACGAAGCAAAGAACAUAUUCGGUAGUGACGAUGAUGACGAAGAGGAUCUUUGAGAAAACUCAGUUCCCGUUUUAUGGAAUGUUUCAGACAUGUUUCGGUGUGUAGAAGAACACAAUAUCACCAGGCAGAGACAGAAUUCAGUUGGACUGUGGAUUAUGAUUUGGUAUUAGGCAGCAGUGGAUGGUCAUGGUUGUGGAGCUUAAAAUUAUAAUGAAUUUGACGACAGCUUAUUAUGAACUUAUUUUAUUUUUAUUCAAUUUUGAUGUAAUAUUUAUUAAUGGUAGCAUUAAACCAUUGUUUUAACAAACGUCCUGAUUUCGAACUCUUUCAUCGC